Lagenorhynchus albirostris (white-beaked dolphin) is the source of this 2851-nucleotide messenger RNA. RefSeq names its product protein O-glucosyltransferase 1 (gene POGLUT1). Gene Ontology annotation, cellular component: endomembrane system. Gene Ontology annotation, biological process: protein O-linked glycosylation; positive regulation of Notch signaling pathway. Lineage: Eukaryota; Metazoa; Chordata; Mammalia; Artiodactyla; Delphinidae. The transcript has 8 exons. Bases 86 to 1135 code for a protein of 349 amino acids. Gene Ontology annotation, molecular function: UDP-glucosyltransferase activity; UDP-xylosyltransferase activity. The record is from RefSeq and is a predicted model, not a curated record.
GUGCGGCUCCACGGCCAUCUUUGUGCGGGGCUGCGCUUCCGCCCGCUCGCGCUGCACCCUGGACCUGGCAGUGGGAGGGCUGGCGAUGGAGCGGUGGGUGCGCUCCCAGCUUCGGUUGUGGCUGCUGUUGCUACUCCUGCCCCCGGUGCCGGGCUGCCAGAAGGAGUCAGGUUCAAAAUGGAAAGUAUUUAUUGACCAAAUUAACAGGGCUUUGGAGAUUUAUGAACCAUGUUCAAGUCAAAACUGCAGCUGCUACCAUGGUGUCAUAGAAGAGGAUCUGACCCCUUUCCGAGGAGGUAUCUCCAGGAAGAUGAUGGCGGAGGUAGUGAGACGGAAGCUAGGGACCCACUAUCAGAUCAUUAAGAACAGAUUAUACCGAGAAAAUGACUGCAUGUUCCCCUCAAGGUGUAGUGGUGUUGAACACUUUAUUUUGGAAGUUAUUGGGCGCCUCCCUGACAUGGAGAUGGUGAUCAAUGUACGAGAUUAUCCUCAGGUUCCUAAAUGGAUGGAGCCUGCCAUUCCAGUCUUCUCCUUCAGUAAGACAUCAGAGUACCAUGAUAUCAUGUAUCCUGCUUGGACAUUUUGGGAAGGAGGACCCGCUGUUUGGCCAAUAUAUCCUACCGGUCUUGGACGGUGGGACCUCUUCAGAGAAGACCUGGUAAGGUCAGCAGCACAGUGGCCAUGGAAAAAGAAAAAUUCCACAGCAUAUUUCCGAGGAUCAAGGACAAGUCCAGAACGAGAUCCUCUCAUUCUUCUAUCUCGGAAAAGUCCAAAACUUGUUGAUGCAGAAUACACCAAAAACCAGGCCUGGAAAUCUAUGAAAGUAAUCACCAAUCAUCUGACUAGAACUACAGCAGUGAACAUUCUCACUCAAAGAACGUUGCCACCUGGCCCAGCAUCUACUAUGGGAGGCUGCAAAAGCAAACAAGACUUGUUCCCCUCAUCGAGUUUACCCUCUGCUAAUGUGGCUGGAAUACAGAUGGGGGUCUCAAACUCCGAUACCCCCAGGGGCUGCACUAGUGAGCAGAAGAGAGUGCUGAAGGUCCGGUCAUUGCUGCCCAGGGGAAUAGGAGCUCUCUUUGCCAAAUCUUCCCUUUUUUUCCCCAAGAAAAGUUGGAAAUCUGGGUUUUUGUAAGAAACACCCUACCACCUAUAAAUGUUGGCAGUAGUUAGAAUAUUUAUUUUUAAAUACUUUGUGAGCUCAACAAAAUUUGUGUGUGGGCUACACCUCUAAGCCCACCAGCCACCAUUUGUAACCUCCUGUGCAGUAUGAUUUACACAGAGUGAAAUGUGCUGCAGGCCAUGACCUCUGAGUUCAGGGGAUUCACGUGGUUCCAGGGGAGCUUAAACUCUAAAAUCAGACAGAACCAGUUGAAACCCAAGCUCUACUACUUAGGGCCAUGCGACCCUGAGCAAGUCUCCCAACUUCUCAAAGCCUUGGCUGCUUCAUCUAUAAAGUGGGAUAAUCAUGCCUCCUGAGUCUGUUUAUUAUAAGACUUAAAUGAGGUCAUGUUGAUGAAAUAUUUAGCAAUGCUUACUGCACAGUGGUCUUCAUAAAUGCUCCUACUCCUAGUAUUAAUAACUUCCUUUUCACUGAAAGGAUACCUUGGGAAAGCCAGCUGCUAAGGAUGUCCAUCUUGUGGAUCACUGCAAAUACAAGUAAGACUUCCAGAACUCCUGACUCUCCUAGUUUCCCUAUUGCUUUUGGAAUAGCUUCACUUUGGGUGAGAGUUUUAAUACUAGGGUCUAGCCGGGGUUUGUGAAAGUCACAUUAAUUCACUUAGCUAUUAUUUUCUUGGAGUCUGUUGUGCACAAGGCUCUGAACUAGGUUCUGUGGGAACUGUGGAGACAUGAAAUGUGGUCCCUGCUUCCAAAGAGCUUGCGUGCUUGUAAUCAAAGGGAUGGGAUUCCUUCUCUCCACACCCCGCCCAGCCAAGAGCUGAAGUUAGAUCAAGUAUUUAUUAGGUUAUUAAAAACAAUUUACGGUCCAACCUGAAUAAAGCAUAUGUAACUAUUAUAUUUAAAUGCCAGGACUAAGGAUUAUAUGCACAUGUAAAACCAGGUCAGGAGGAGGGCAGUGGGGGGAUUCAGAGAGAUGAAUGCUGAUUAUACUGCACAGUGGGAACUAUAGGGUAGAAGCAGCUCUGGUUGGAGACAGGGGUACAUGCAUGGGAAAUGCUGAAAAGAAAAUGUUCUUUUCUAAGUUAGCUUGUUUCCAGGGGGCAUUUCUUUGAAGAUUGAUUAGGUAUGCCUGGUUGUCUUCUCCAGAUUUCAUAAGAGGGAAUAGGGAACAGGGCAUGCCUUUGACCAGGUAGGGUACCCUAUGGGAAAACCAAGGCUUUGGGAGGCCAUGAUGAGUUCAAGACUUUAGGCCUAGAAAAACUUGUAGCAAAGGGUGAGGUGUUGCUUCCAUCUGAGCCUUGUAUCCGCUGUACCCAGCACCCAGCUGCUGGCCCUAUCAGUCUCUCCCUGGAGAAAGUAUCCCUUUUAUCCCCUCACCCUGAUAUUCCCAGGAACAACCUCUAACUCCUGGAACAACAAGGAGUUUAUAGAAACUUCACAGGGACAUGCUGAUGUGUCCUUGAAGACUGAAAAUGGAAAAAGAAAGGAGAGGGGGUAAUGAAAGAAGGGUAAGAGGGAGUAAGAAAAAAAGGUCAUAUUUGUGGAAGCAGGCAUAUAGUUUCAAGUAUAUUUUGCUCUUUCUUUUCCAGGUAUCUGUUUAAUUUUCGGGGUGUAGCUGCAAGUUUCCGGUUAAAACACCUCUUUCUGUGUGGUUCACUUGUUUUCCAUGUCGGUGACGAGUGGCUGGAAUUCUUCUAUCCACAGCUGAAGCCAUGGGUUCACUAUAUCC